GAGUUUAUAGUUCCUAAUAUUUCAAAGUCUUCGUUAUUGUUGUAUGCUCAUUUCUUAAAUACAUUCAAAUAUAUUUGUAUUUAAUAGUAUAUGUGUGGUUAUCAAUGCUUCUCUGCAAUUGGUUAUAUUUUGAAUCUACCAGUGGUCGCUGUAGUAACUACUCACCUCUACUCCUGGAUGAAUACAUUCGUGGGUAAUCCACUAAAUCUGGCUAUUUCUCCGAAUACUCUUUACGGAUUUGAAAAAGAGGAGAUGAACUUUUGGGAUAGAUUAAAUAACGUGGUAGAAACGUAUCGAUCCAUACACUCGUACUAUGGUCGAGCAGACGAGCAAAAUUAUUUCAUAAAGAAAUAUUUAGGAUCAGACAUGCCAGACUAUCACAUUUUAGAGCGAAGAACUGCUCUCAUAAUGUCUAAUUCUCAUUAUUCUUACAAUGGAAUCAUGCCAAAAACACCGGCGGUUAUCCAGAUUGGAGGUAUUCACAUUAAUAAUGAUACGGCUAAAUUGGAUAAGAACUUGAGGAAAAUACUGGACAGCAGCAAGGACGGAUUUGUUUACUUCUCUUUCGGCUCCAUGACAUUGAUCGAAACUUUUUCAACGGAAGUUAUUGAGAAGUUUUACCUGACCUUCCGAAAUCUAUCUCCCAUUCCUGUUAUUAUGAGAGCAUGGCGACCCGAACUCAUGCCUAAAAAUCUGCCGGAGAACGUGUUUGUCUAUUCCUGGCUGCCACAGCAAGAAAUUUUGCAACACCCAAAUAUCAAGGGUUUUGUAACUCAUGGCGGAGGACUUGGAACUCAAGAAGCAAUCUACUAUGCAGUACCUAUGAUAUGCAUACCUUUGUUCGCGGAACAAAUAUUUAACUGCGAUACGUUGAUGAAAAAAAAUCUCGCUCUGAAAUUAAAUUAUGAUACUGCAUCGCAGGAAGGUUACGAAUACGCCUUUAAAGAGAUUCUAUCGAAUCAAGUUUACAAGAAAAAGGCUCUAGAAUUAUCAGCUGUGUACAGAGAUCGCCCUCUGAAACCAUCGGAAGAAGUGAUUUACUGGGUCGAGUACGUGAUACGGCAUGGUGCGAACACCUUGAGAUCUCCAGCAGUUAAUUUGCGAUGGUGGCAAGCUGAACUUUUGGACGUUUAUUUUUUUAUUUUUAUGUGUAUUGCUUUGGCCUUAGGCAUAGGAAUUUUUAUUGUAUAUAAGUUCUCGACAUUGUUGAGCUAUAGAAUAUCAAGAAAAUCAAAACAAUCGAUAGCUAAACACUUGAAUGGGACGACGGCUUCCUUCAACGGGAAAUUAAACGGUACAAAAUCAAAAUCAACUAGUAAAAAAGUUGAUUGAUGUCCCGUGAUCUCUAGUCAAUUUAUACGCUAAAAUGUGAUAUUU
Messenger RNA from Nasonia vitripennis (jewel wasp), 1377 nucleotides. Its product is annotated as UDP-glucuronosyltransferase-like. Lineage: Eukaryota; Metazoa; Arthropoda; Insecta; Hymenoptera; Pteromalidae. The record is from RefSeq and is a predicted model, not a curated record. The coding region runs from base 91 to 1332 and encodes 413 amino acids. The transcript has 4 exons. Gene Ontology annotation, molecular function: UDP-glycosyltransferase activity.